AAACAGUCUGCCCUGAGCACGCGGCCUGUAACCGCAAACUCUCCAGGAAUCCUUCCUCGUAAGACAGGAGACCGCUUCAUCCCAACCAGAGCAAGUUCAAACUGGAGCAUCAACUUUCAUGCUAUAAAUGAAAAUGGAAAAUCCCCCAACCAGAAUCGAAAAACGAAGGAAGCAAACUCUGAUAAUGGGAAAGAUGGUGUAGCAUAUGCUGCCUUACUGAAGAAUGAGCUACUGGGAGCAGGCAUUGAAAAAGUGAGCGAUCCUCAGACUGAAGAUCGGAGAUUCCAGAUGCCAAUGCAGGAGCGAAGGAAUCUAUUCAGAUAUGCCUUGAGCACAAAGAGGUCCACUACUGAAGGUGGGAAUGAGAUUUCUCCAUAUUCAUUGUCCCCCGUAAGCAAUAAAAGUCAAAAGCUGUUGCGGUCGCCACGGAAACCAACAAGAAAAAUUUCAAAGAUUCCGUUUAAAGUUCUGGAUGCUCCAGAACUGCAGGAUGAUUUUUAUCUCAAUCUAGUGGAUUGGUCAGCAGCAAAUGUUCUAAGCGUUGGUCUUGGUGCUUGUGUUUACUUGUGGAGUGCGUGUACCAGUCAGGUCACUAGGCUGUGUGAUCUCUCAAUUGAUGGUGACUCUGUUACAUCUGUUUGUUGGAAUGAGAGGGGGAAUUUUGUAGCUGUGGGUACCCAUAAGGGAUAUGUGCAGAUCUGGGAUGCGGCAGCUGGGAAAAAGCUGAGCUCUCUUGACGGACAUUCUGCUAGAGUUGGGGCUUUGGCCUGGAAUGCUGAUCAACUCUCGUCAGGAAGUCGGGACCGUCUCAUUCUACAGAGAGAUGUGAGAACACCUCCACUUCAGAUGGAGCGGCGAUUACAGGGCCACAGGCAGGAAGUCUGUGGUUUAAAGUGGUCUCCUGAUCACCAGCACUUAGCUUCUGGGGGCAACGAUAACAAGCUCUUUGUAUGGAAUAAUUCCAGUUUGAGCCCGGUCCAGCAAUACACAGAACAUUUAGCAGCAGUAAAGGCCAUUGCCUGGUCUCCUCAUCAGCAUGGCCUUCUGGCAUCAGGAGGGGGCACUGCUGAUCGCUGCAUUCGUUUCUGGAACACACUGACAUGCCAGCCCCUGCAGUGUGUCGACACAGGCUCUCAAGUCUGCAAUCUUGCCUGGUCUAAGCACGCAAAUGAAUUGGUUAGUACACACGGCUAUUCGCAGAAUCAGAUUUUAGUGUGGAAAUACCCGUCCUUAACACAGGUUGCCAAACUGACAGGGCAUUCAUAUAGAGUGCUCUACCUGGCCAUAUCACCUGAUGGAGAGGCUAUAGUAACAGGAGCAGGUGAUGAAACUCUGCGGUUUUGGAAUGUUUUCAGUAAAACCCGUUCGACUAAGGAAUCCAAAUCUGUCCUUAAUCUUUUUACAAGGAUACGGUAAAACUGCCAUGAAGAACAGGCGCUCCUUAAACGGAUUCCCUCAACACAAACACACACAGCAGUAAAGUUCAUCAGAACAAACAUAACCUCCUCUUCACUGUUUUUGUUCAAGUGGUCAAUGCACUUUCAUUUACUAAGUUUUGAGGUUAUUUGAAAGACGACUGUUUGGGACAUUAUUAAUUCAUCUCAACACCAAGAUGGAUGAAAGAAAUGCAAAAGGAAUGUGGAGUAAAAGGAGAAAGUUCACUUUAUAUGUAUCUAUUGUACAAUGUGUACAGAAGCUAUUUAUUGGACUGAGGAUGACCUUUGAUGCUGUCUUAAUGUUUGCAUGGAAACGGCAGUGUGGGAAUGGAUCCAGAAGUACUCCUAAUCUUUUAUAGUAAAAAAGAUGAAAAGUAUUUACAUAGUGUGUCUUGGAUAUCUGAAAAAGGAGGCACAUUUUUAGAAAUUAUCCACCCCCUUUCUACUGAAUCAUCUCAGUAUUUGCUUCUAGAACUAAGAAAUUUAAUUUUCUGUAAUUUACCUUGCACUUAUGUUCAUUGAAAAAAGUCAUUACAAAUGGGAACCAUAAUUAAAAUUAAUAUUUAACGUGAAAGUUUAAUUUUGUUCAUUCAUAACAUGCUCACUGGUUCUUUGCUGAGCAGAAUUGGCCAUUUGUAGGUGGCUGCAGUUGAGACUGAAUCAGUGUGUGUGAUUUUACUUCCACACUCAGGUGAUUUGUCACCCUGCAUGCAAACCAAACAUCACUGUUACUGAAGAACUCCAUUAGAACCAUCACUUCCGUAAUGUGGACUGGAAAUAGUUAGGCAGUUGGAUUAACUUAUAUACAAACUGCUCUUCCAGCCUGAAUAAUCACCUUGCUAUAAAUUGGCACAGAUAAACAUUUUGUUCUUUUUCCCUUUUUUAUUGGACCAAGUAUGAAGUGAAAUGUUGGAAGAAAGUCAAAAUUAUGUUUAAAAACAAAAUUGGUGUUGCUCCAUGACAUUUUCUGCCUUUUGUGCCAACAGACGAUAUACGUUCAAUUGAAAUAAAUGCAUUAGUAAAGAGGCUUCCAGUGUUUCAGAACUACCUGUGUUAUCAAUGAAUUGACAAAAAGACUAUCAUAGAAACAUGGAAAAGAGAAGCAGGCGUUAGACCAUUCAGAUCUUCGAGCCUGCUCCACCAUUCAGUAUAAUUGUAGCCAAUAUCCAACCCUGUUCCUGCUUUCUCCCCAUACCCUUUGAUCCCGCUGUCAGAAGUAUGUCAUACUCUCAAAUAUUCAAUGCCUUGUCCUCAAUCGCUUUCCAUGGCAGAGAAUUCCACAGGCUCACCACUCUGUGGGUGAAAUAAGUUCUCAUCUCAGUACCAAAUAGCCUAUCCUGGUCCCAGUCAUCAGCAAUAUCCUUCCUGCAUUUACCCGGUCUAGUCCUCUUAUACAUGUCUGGUAGAUCAAAUCACAACUGCAGGGGACACACGCUGGCACUGCCAGAGAUACUGCAGGUAGCUGUUUACACCAGCCCUAUCAUUCCUGUUCCUUUCUACCUUGUACUCCUUUAGAUUGACUUUAAAACACAUUUAGGCUGUUCACCGCAAUAAACAUUCUGUGUAACACACAACAGGUCUCCAACCCAAGCAUAGUGCAUUUCUUAAUGCUUCAGAUGUUCCUUGGAUCAAAAUUGAAAAUAAUAUAUUUUCAAGUGGAACUGGCUUUUUUUCUACGGCCAUUCUUUGAGGGAUAAGAGCAGAGGCAAUCUAAAGAAUAAGUGCAGUACUAGGUAUAAGUAAGUAUGGUGUUACUGCAUAUUUGUCUAUCUUUGUAAUUUAGUUCCUGUGCCAGUGCUCUAAACUCUCUUCUCUAGUUACCAAUUUCAUCCUUCUCCGAGGUGACAAUUGUAAAUUGAGCCAGUCUGUUCAAAAUUGGUGCCACGUUUGAUCCUGCAAUGCAUUUUCCAACCCCCGUACUUAUGCCAACACUUGAGGUUUAUUCAACCUCCUAGCUUUGGUCUGUCUCAGCCCGUGUCACUGAAAUCUUCAUUUGUGCUUUUACUAUCUCUAGACUUGCUCAAUCCAACAUACUUGGCUGGUUUCCUACAUUUUACCCCCCGUAAAUGCUAUCAUUCCAGACACCGUGGCCCAGCUGUUAACUCAGAGCAAUGUCCAUUUCCCUUUCACCCCUGUGUGCGCUGAUUUACAUUUUGGCUCCUGGUCAAGCAAAAUCUUGAUGUUAAAAUUUCAUCCUUGCCUUGCUCCUCAUAUACUUAACCUCACCAUCCGUAACCAUUUGAUAUUUAUGCCCUGUCAAUUUUGGCCUUUGGCACAUAACAAUUCUGUGAUUCAGUUGAAUAAUUGGUAAUGGUACAGGAUAUCCAAAUGGCCCAUCAUGCCUGCUCUAGUUCUAUUACCUAGUGCUGAUCUCUUGUCUUUUUCCCAUAUCCCUGCACACCAUUUCUAUAAAACAAUUAUCCAAUGUGCUCUUGAAUGUCUCAUUGCCUGGGUCUGAAAUCAGAAUUGCCUGUGUACACUUCUCUUUGUCUAUUUUUUUUUCUCAUCCGGCCUAAUAUCUUAAUCUCAUAUUUUAGUUUUAUAAUGCUCCCGUGAAGCAUCUUGGAAUAUUUCAUUACAUUAAAAGGAAAUAUACUUUACUGUU
Molecule: messenger RNA, 4041 nt
Organism: Rhincodon typus (whale shark)
Lineage: Eukaryota; Metazoa; Chordata; Chondrichthyes; Orectolobiformes; Rhincodontidae
Product: fizzy-related protein homolog
Exons: 12
Biological process (GO): positive regulation of ubiquitin protein ligase activity; positive regulation of anaphase-promoting complex-dependent catabolic process; anaphase-promoting complex-dependent catabolic process
Cellular component (GO): anaphase-promoting complex
Molecular function (GO): anaphase-promoting complex binding; ubiquitin ligase activator activity; protein binding
Source: RefSeq, a predicted model, not a curated record